GCGAGCGAGCGCCUGUCGAGCGGGCGGCUGUCCUUGUUUCGAGCGGAACGAGUGCGUGCAUCACACCGGGAUUUCUGCGUUCAAUAGCCUCGAGGCCAUGAAGACCCCGCCUGCCGCGCGCCUGGCGCUGGUUCUGCUGUCUUGCGUUGUAUGGAUGUUGUACACCUGCGCAGACGGAUUAACCGAUCUAUCAGGAUCAACCAAUUCUGGGCCAACAUGUGACAACGGAUGGACUCUUCACGGCUCCCACUGCUACAAGAAGGCCGGGACAACCAACGGUUGGCAGGGGGCUCGGUACGACUGCGCCUUAGAGGGCGGCGACCUUGUUUCCAUCACCGACGAGACCGUGGAAGACUUUGUGAAGAGGCAAAUGGGCGACAAGCCCUUCUGGAUCGGACUCUCCAAUCUGGACUGCACAAAGGAGUGGUGUUGGUUUUUUGAAGCGGGAGAAAAGGAGCUGACUUGGUCCAACACCAGUAUGACGCCGGACUACACCAACUGGGCCUGGGCUCAAAAGGGAAGCUCCAACGUUGAGUCCUGCGCCUACGUCAACCAAGGUGUGGCCCGCGGUGAGCCUGGCAAGUGGAGACAUGGAUCGUGCGGAUCCUCACUGGCGUACAUGUGCGAGCGGCCGCUCGACGCCUGCUCGAAUGGACGUACCUGUUCCCACAAAGCAUCUGCUUCCAUUUACUAUCGACAGGAGACUUCCUUCUGCGACUCUGGCGAGUUCCUGUACAAGGACUCGUGUUACCAUUUUGAGGGGACACGUAAAACCUGGCAAGAGGCUGAGGAUUUCUGCAAGAACAAGGGAGGUCACCUGGCCAGCCUCCACUCACUGGUUGACGGACAAUUUUUGUAUGUUCACGCCCGAGGUGAUUAUAAUUGGCUGGGACUCAAGAGGAACAAUGGCAAAUAUGAGUGGAGCGACAGAUCAACCACAAAUGACGUCCUGUGGGGUUCAGGAGACAGAUAUGAUGACUGCGCCCAAUUGCGUCCGCGUGGUUACGUUCACGUUUAUUCUUGCAGUGUGCAUUGGCAACUGAUCUGUCAAAAAGGCAAGGCCAGAGAUUCCUUCGAGUUUCGUUUGGCGCCGACAUCAGAAUCAGGACCAAUCAUUCCUGAGCCAACAUGUAACGCUAAAGUCGGAUGGACUCUUCACGGCUCCCACUGCUACAAGAAGAUGGCCCCAACCAACGGUUGGCUGGGCGCUCGUUACGACUGCCUCUGGGAGGGCGGCGACCUUGUUUCCAUCACCUCCAAGGACGAGGAAGACUUUGUGAAGAGUCAUAUGGGCAACGAGCCGUUCUGGAUCGGACUCUCCAAUCUGAAGUGCGACGAGGACUGGUGUUGGUUUUUUGAAGCGGGAGAAAAGGAGCUGACGUGGUCCAACACCAGUAUGACGCCGGACUACACCAACUGGGACCCGCGUCAAAAGGGAAGCUCCAACGUCGAGUCCUGCGCCUACGUCAACCAAGGUGUGGACCUCUACAAUCAGCCUGGAAAGUGGAGACAUGGCUCGUGCGGAUCCUCACUGGCAUACAUGUGCAAGUGGUCGCCCGACGACCGCCCGGACGGAUGGCCGUGUUCCUACAAAAACUUGGGUUACCGUUACAAUCGAGUUGAGACUUCCUUCUGCGACUCUGGCGAGUUCCUGUACAAGGACUCUUGUUACCAUUUUGAGGGGACACGUAAAACCUGGCAAGCGGCUGAGAAUUUCUGCAAGAACAAGGGAGGUCACCUGGCCAGCCUCCACUCACUGGUUGGCGGACAAUUUUUGUUUGCUCACGUGCGACGAGAUGGACAAGGAUGGUUGCCUUGGCUGGGACUCAAGAAGAACAAUGGCAACUUUGAGUGGAGCGACAGAUCAUGUCCAGAUGAUGUCCCGUGGUAUAAUUCAUACAGAUCAUCUGAGUGCUCCAAAUUGGCAUUUGAUGGGAAAGCUCACCUGACCCAAUGCGAUACCCUUCGUCCAUCCAUCUGUCAAAAAGGCAAGGCCAGAGAUUCUCUUCCGCUUCUCCCAGCGCCGACAUCAACAUCAGGCAAGAGCGCAAAGUGCGGCUGGUGGCAGGAAAACGCCGCCAACGACUUCUGCUACCUGAUCGACUCCAAGCCCACCAAGACCUGGGAGGAGGCGCGAGACAAGUGCGCCCGCCUCAGCGGCAACCUGCUCGGCAUCGCCGACUCCCAGGAACACGCCUUCGUCCAAGGUCUUCUGCCAAAGGCUUCCUCUGUGUGGUUGGACACCACGGUUGAAGACGGCAGCGAGCAGUCGGCCCAAUCCUCACCCAAUUCCGUCCAGUCGGCCGCCGCAGAUAACCCCGGUGACCCCUCCGGCCGACGCUGCAACUCCUUACUCGGUGGCGAGGGCGGCCGGGAAGUCGGCGAUUGCGAGAAGAAGCGCGGCUACGUCUGCAAGAGACGAGUCAUUCAGACAUGUGAUAGGACCAAAGGGUGGCGCCGCUUCCGCUCCAACUGCUACAAGAAAAUGGAGACCACCAACGGUUGGCUGGGGGCUCGUUACGACUGCGUCUCGGAGGGAGGCGACCUGGUCUCCAUCGUCUCGCCUUACGAGGAAAUCUUUGUGAAGAAGCAAAUGGGCGACAAGCCCUUCUGGAUCGGACGCUCCAAUCUGAACUGCAACGAGACCUGGUGUCAGUUUUUUCAAGCGGGAGAAAAGAAGCUGACUAAGUCCGACACCGCUGUGAUGCCGACCUACGCCAACUGGUACUCAGGUCAUGACGGAAGCGCCGACGUUGCAUCCUGCGCGUACGUCAACCAAGGGGUGCACCUCUCCAGUCGGCCUGGCAAGUGGAGACAUGGUUCGUGUGGAUCCUCCUUGGCGUACAUGUGCAAGCGGUCGCCCGACGCCUGCCCGGAGGGACGGCUGUGUUCCUACAAAGACUACGGACUCGGCGUCAGUCGAGUUGAGACUUCCUUCUGCGACUCUGGCGAGUUCCUGUACAAGGACUCUUGCUAUCACUUUGAGGGGAAGGAGCGCACUUGGAAGGAGGCCGAGAAGUUCUGCCAAGACUGGAAAGGUCAACUGACCAGCGUCCACUCACUGGUGGAUGGCCAAUUCUUGGCUGCUCACGCGCCAUAUGUAGGAGGAUCGCAAUCUUGGGUGGGACUCAGGAAGAACACGGACGAGUUUGAGUGGAGCGACGCAACACCUGCAGGCAAGAUCGAGUGGGUCCCACACAGGCCGGCAGGACGUGGCGACUGCGCUGCCUUGUCGCAGACUGGACAACUUGAGGACUGGCCCUGCACCGAUGCUCGGCCAUUCAUCUGUAAAAAAGCCAAGGUCCAAGACUUUCUUCCUCCGCCGCCAGGCUGGAGUUUAAAGUGCGGCUGGUGGCGGGACCGACCCUUCUCCGACUUCUGCUACCUGAUUCAACGCAAGCCCACCAAGACUUGGGAGGAGGCGCGAGAUGACUGCCUCCACCGCGGAGGCGACCUGCUCAGCAUCACUGACUUACAUGAACAUGCAUUCAUUCAAGGUAUCUACACUUCUCUGCCGAGCGCUACCUCUCUGUGGUUGGGCGUCAACAACAACGUCACGAAAGACGGCAGCGGGUGGACUGACGGAUCCCCGUUGGGUUACAUCGUCAUGGACGGAGGUGACCCCGGCGACCUCUCUGCUGCGUCCUGUCUUUCCCUGCUCACAAGCAACGGCCGCUGGAAGUUUGACGAUUGCCAGAAGAAGAGAGGCUACAUGUGCAAGAAAAGAGGAAUUCCAGAACCGCCGCAGCAGCCUCAUGACGCAUUAAUCGAUCCCAAGGCAUCAUGUGACCCCAAAAACGGAUGGAAUCCUCACGCCUCCAACUGCUACAAGAAGGUGGAGACGCACAACGGUUGGCUAGGGGCUCGUCAGGACUGCCUCUGGGAGGGCGGCGACCUUGUUUCCAUCACCUCCAAGGACGAGGAAAGCUUUGUGAAGAAGCAAAUGGGCGACAAGCCCUUCUGGAUCGGACUCUCCAAUCUGGACUGCAACAAGGAUUGGUGUCAGUUUUUUGAAGAGGGGGAAAAGAAGCUGACUUGGUCCGACACCGGUGUGACCCCGGCCUACGCCAACAGGGACUCGCGUCAAGACGGAAGCUCCAACCUUCAGUCCUGCGCGUACGUCAACCAAGGCGUGCACUCCUCCAAUCAGCCUGGCAAGUGGAGAUAUGGCUCGUGCGGAUCCUCCUUGCCGUACAUGUGCAAGCGGUCGCCCGACGCCUGCCCGGAGGGACAGCUGUGUUCCUACAAAGACUACGGAUUGGGCUACCAUCGAGUGGAGACUUCCUACUGCGACCCUGGGGACUUUCUGUACAAGGGCUCUUGCUAUCACUUUGGGAGGAUGGAGCGCACUUGGAAGGAGGCCGAAAAGUUCUGCCAAGAAUCAAAAGGUCACCUGGCCAGCGUCCUCUCAUGGGACGAGGGCAAAUUCUUGGCUGCUCAAGCGCCAUAUGCAGGAGGAUACCAACCUUGGGUGGGACUCAAGAAGAACAAGGGCAACUUUGAGUGGAGCGACGCAACACCUACAGGCAAGAUCGAGUGGGUCCCAGACAGGCCGGCAGGACGUGGAGACUGCGCUUCCUUGUCGCAGACUGGAAAACUUGAGGACCGGCCCUGCACCAAUGCUCGCCCAUUCAUCUGUAAAGCAGCCAAGGUCCGAGACUUUCUACUUCCUCCGCCGCCAGGCCGGAGUGAGAAGUGCGGCUGGUGGCAGCACCGACCCUUCUCCGACUUCUGCUACCUAAUCCAACGCAGGCCAACCAAGGCCUGGAAGGAGGCGCGAGACGACUGCCUUCGCCGCGGAGGCGACCUGCUCAGCAUCGCCGACUCACAAGAACACACCUUCAUACAAGGUAUCUACACUUCUCUGCCAAGCGCUCCCUCUCUGUGGUUGGGCGUCAACAACAAAGUCACGAAAGACGGCAGCGGGUGGACUGACGGAUCCCCGUUUGGUUACAUCGUCAUGGACGGAGGUGACCCCGGCGACCUCUCUGCUGCGUCCUGUCUUUCCUUGCUCACAAGCAACGGCCGCUGGAAGUUUGACGAUUGCCAGAAGAAGAGCGGCUACAUCUGCAAGAAAAGCGGAAACACGGCAAAAGCGCCGCGGCCUCAUGACGGCUUUAAGGAGAUCCUUGUCUGCAACAAGCAUUCUGCUGACCUCGUGUGUGAGGCUGAGGGUCAGAAGCAAAGCCGCAUCAGCAUCCAGUCCGCCUUUUACAGUCGGCGGAGUGCUGACGUUUGCCAGGAAGAAGGCGACUCAUACAACGACUACUCAUUGGACGACGACGACUCAUCGGAAGACGAAACCACCUGCUCAGUGGAAGGCAUCCUCCCUCGCUACAGGAAACUGUGCAACGGCCAGCAAAAAUGCCACAUUGAGGUUUUGGAAGACAAGUCCUGCCCUGCCACCUCCAAAUAUCUGCAAAUGGUCUAUAGCUGCGAACAGAAAGUGUGUUUCGACAGUCUGGGCAUCGCCGACGGCAGCGUCGCAGACUCUUCCUUCAAAGCCUCCUCCUCAAUGGAAGACGCCACCCCAGAAAAAGCCCGCCUCAACGGGGAGUCCUGCUGGAAGCCGUCAAAAAAUGCCCUCGACAGCUGGAUCCUGGUGAACCUCGGCUACACGAGAAAAGUGACUGCGAUCGUGACUCAGGGCUGUAAUAGCACCGAUACUCGCUCCUGGGACAUCCCACUUGAGAUGAGACUGAGCGUUAAUAGGAGGCAGUGGACCAAACACCCGGACGGGAAGUUCAUCGGGGGUGUGACUCAUCUGCUUGAGACGCCCGCGUUCGCUCAGUACGUCCUCAUCCUGCCGCUGGAGAAUCGUCCAGAAUUUGGCCUCCGCUUUGACAUCUUGGGAUGCGCACAUGAAGAUGAGACGACCUGCGCCAGAAAGUUCAACAGCGUCCGCUUCACCGAUUCGAUGACCUUCUACUGUCCACCAGGCUGUGCCAAAUACUUUGUCGCUGGAACAUUGGUCUACUCUGCGGACUCGCACAUCUGCGCGGCCGCCAUUCACGCUGGAGUCAUUGAGAACAACAUCGGAGGAGAUUGCAUUGUGAUGAGCACUCCCAGGCAGCACGUUUACUUGGGCUCCACCAGGAACAGGAUCACCUCCGGACAUUUGAACAACCCACUGGGUGUGUCUUAUACCUUUGCGGACGGGGAGCCCAGAUGCUCGGCACCCGACUGGGUGGAGUUUGCGGGGUUCUGCUACAAGCUUUUUGACGACAAAAUGGAAUGGUCUGAUGCUCAUCUGGUCUGCCGUGGUUUCGGUGCCGAACUGGUGUCCAUCCGCACCGAGGUGGAGCAGGCGUGGGUGAAAAGUGUCUCCCACCUUGAAACCAGCGACAUGUGGACCGGACUGAACGACCUGGCGCUUCCCGGCACGUUGGUGUGGUCGGACCGCCACCAGGUGACCUUCACCCACUGGGCCGCGGGAGAACCCAUCCACCGCGUCGGCCUCGACCAACACUGCGUGGCUGUGUUACGGCAGACUGGAAGAUGGAAGCCAAUGUCCUGCGCCCAAGUCAACAGCUUCAUGUGCAAAAUGCCCAUAGCACAUUUUCCAAUUGCCUCACCGCAGCCACUGGUGGCGCCGUAGAGUCCCCCUGGCUGUGUCAGUUCCUAACGGCCCAAGAGCCCAUGGAGAAAAUUGACAAUGCAAGCGAGUCAUCAUCGAAGACAAAGAUUGAAUGCCCUUCCUGCUGUGCUCUAAAGAAAUAGUAUCACCAUUGUAACAAAACCAAAAAAAGACAAAAAAUAUCACUAGCUCCGGCCGACAACAUAUCCGAAGGUCUGGAGAGAGAACUUAUCAUAAGUGUUUUUAGCAUUUAGCUUAGCUGUUGUCAACCAACUAGAGGUCGUGUCCAGAUGCAAUGUGAACGAGCGUGCUAUGUUCACUUACACUCGACUCUACUUGGUUUGUCCUUUUCUCAUUUUUUACGCGCUUGACUUAACUUUGACUGCCUUUUCGUAAAGUUACUGGCUCAAAGAGCAAAACACAUUGUACAGACAUUCCAGCGCUUUCAAAGAGCCCACUCGUAAGAACGGGAGAGACGAGAAUCGUCUCGAGGCUGGAAUGAAAGUCCAAAGUCGGUUAUUGCUAUCUUUCAUGGUUUUGUUUUUAUUCGUGUCGUGUUGUCUUGUCCUCAUCGCCUUUAAAAAGCGAGCCGGGACUUGGGAGCCUUUUGUUUGAAAGAAAAGCUUCUAUAGAAUGUAUGAUUAGAAAUAAUGAAAUUUGAAUCACUAGAGAGCUAUGUUACUGCCAAUGAUGUCUGCGACUGUAGAAAUGUCUCUGGAAGUAUUUUCCAUCAUUUUCUAUGGUCUCUUACCGCAUCUACAAUUCACUGUAUAUCAUGUCGAUUUAGAUCCACUUUUUACAUUUUUUGAUUACUGAUUGCAGUGUUUUAAUUUUAUUUUUUUAAUUAAUCUAAUUAGAAUUGGUUUCUACUGCUGUUGUAGAAAUUUCAAAAUAAAAGCUAUUGAUUACGACAUUUUUCGAUUGAUUCAAACCGUGGCAACUCAACCGUUCAGUUCAUUCUGCCACAAAUUUUUGCUAAAUUUAAAAACAAAAGGCACAUUUUUAAAUGAACUCUCAAUGGAUUUGGUUGAAUGAAUUUUUUUGCAACACUCACGCACGCCUGUCUGAUAAAUCUGAACCAACUCGUAUUUGAGACUUCCCUGUCUGGGACUGUUUGAUAAAUCUGAAUAAACUCGUA
Molecule: messenger RNA, 7715 nt
Organism: Syngnathus typhle (broad-nosed pipefish)
Lineage: Eukaryota; Metazoa; Chordata; Actinopteri; Syngnathiformes; Syngnathidae
Product: macrophage mannose receptor 1-like
Exons: 56
Coding region: 98-6598 (2166 amino acids)
Molecular function (GO): signaling receptor activity; carbohydrate binding
Source: RefSeq, a predicted model, not a curated record